AUGGCUGGAAAUUUAUACUUUGUUUCGUUGUUAGUAAGCGGUGGUGCCGACGUAAACCACCGUGGUGUGGACGGUGAAUCAGUGAUGUCGUUGGCUGUCCGGUCCGGAAACUGUAGCGUUGUUCGGAUUAUGGUCAAAUGUGGGUUCACGAUUGAUCAUUCGUUUGAUCGGUUCUUACACGAUGCAGCUACGGUGAACGGGGUCGACAUAAUGGAGAUCUUGGGUUUGAGUUAUUUAGACAUCGAUAUGAACCCGGUUGAUUCAUUAGGUCGAACCGGACAUGAACCGACGGUUGAGUUUCUGCUAAGCGUUUCGAGUUAUGUCAAGUAUGCGGUAACUGACAAAGAAAAGACCGCAGUUGAUCUUGCGAUCGAAAAGGGUCACACGAAUCUUUACGAUAUGUUGCGUUUGGGAGACGUUUUGCGUCGAGCCGUAACCGCAAACAAUGUUCGUGGGCUCGAGAAAUGCUUAGCGGAAGGCGCGAAGGUGGACCGGAAGGACCAAAAUGGCUGGACCGCUUUACAUCGAGCAGCUUUUAAGGGUUGGAUCGAGAGUGUGGAACUUUUGCUAGAUCAUGGGGCUCGAGUCGAUCUGGUGGAUGACGUCGUCGGGUGCACCGCUUUGCAUCAAGCGGUUGAUAUAUUUGUAUAUAACUUAUGUCUUUAUACAAUAGAAAACCUUAUGUUACUUGUAUAUGUGUAUAGAAUUUAG
This is a messenger RNA of Cynara cardunculus var. scolymus (artichoke), 711 nucleotides long. Its product is annotated as putative ankyrin repeat protein RF_0381. Gene Ontology annotation, molecular function: protein binding. Gene Ontology annotation, cellular component: cytoplasm; nucleus. The transcript has 2 exons. The record is from RefSeq and is a predicted model, not a curated record. The coding region runs from base 1 to 711 and encodes 236 amino acids. NCBI's taxonomy places the organism in Eukaryota, Viridiplantae, Streptophyta, Magnoliopsida, Asterales, Asteraceae.